This is a messenger RNA of Petromyzon marinus (sea lamprey), 8015 nucleotides long. Its product is annotated as lysine-specific demethylase 5D-like. Gene Ontology annotation, molecular function: histone H3K4me/H3K4me2/H3K4me3 demethylase activity; DNA binding. Gene Ontology annotation, biological process: regulation of DNA-templated transcription; chromatin remodeling. Gene Ontology annotation, cellular component: chromatin; nucleus. NCBI's taxonomy places the organism in Eukaryota, Metazoa, Chordata, Hyperoartia, Petromyzontiformes, Petromyzontidae. The record is from RefSeq and is a predicted model, not a curated record.
GGCCGGCGCGGAGGGACACGCGCACAUCGUCCACGAGUGCGCGAUGAGGCCGUGGUUGGGGAAGGCGAUUUAAAUGACUGUGGCCACGCUGGACGGCCGCGCUUCUUUGUUUGUGGGACAAUUUUUUUGAGAUCAAAUACCAUUUGUAAAGAAAAAGUAAAGUAGUAGAGGACUUAAAAAACCAAGGGGCACCAUAAUAAACCAUAAAACAUCUAAAGCAAUGGGCAGCGGCGGCGGAGAGGAGUUCGUGCCACCGCCGGAGUGCCCAGUUUUCCAACCGACGUGGGAGGAAUUCGGGGACCCGCUGGCUUACAUAGCAAAGAUUCGCCCCAUUGGCGAGAAGACGGGCAUCUGUAAGAUACGGCCGCCUCCGGAGUGGCAGCCUCCGUUUGCUGUGGAUGUUGAUAAUUUUCGUUUCACGCCAAGAAUACAGAGAUUGAAUGAACUAGAGGCCCAAACGAGAGUGAAGCUAAACUUUCUGGAUCAGAUAGCAAAAUUCUGGGAGCUGCAAGGUUCUACUUUGAAGAUUCCCAUUUUGGAGCGAAAGCUGUUGGACCUCUACAUGCUGAGCAAGGUGGUGGCAGAGGAGGGAGGCUUUGAGAUUGUGUGCAAAGACAGGAAAUGGUCACGCGUGGCAGCAAAGAUGGGAUACAUGACGGGAAAGGCUGUGGGCUCACUGCUUCGUGUGCACUACGAGCGAAUCCUCUACCCCCACAACCUUUUCCAAUCUGGCGUGAGCCUCUCGACAAUAGCACAGAGCCUCAAUCAGAAAACACCAAUCGCUCAGGCUGUUGCAGAAUUCAAUUACAAUGAGUGCAUUGCGAAGCCAGAGUAUGAGCCGGAUGAGAAAGACCAAGAAUAUAAACCACACAGCAUCCCCCUGAGGCAGUCGUUGCAACAUGGAAAGAUGAACUGUGCCGGGCGACGUGCAAACCGCAUGAAAACAGAGCCCGAUCCGAUUGACGCUGACGUGAGCUCCAAUUCGGAGCUGCGGAAACUUCAAAUCUUUGGGGCAGGUCCCAAAAUGGCAGGCCUGGGCCUGUUAACUGGAAAAGAUCGAAAUGGAAAGGAAAGUGAAGGUGGAGAGCGAGGCCUGGAUGAUGUGAAAGCUCUACCUUCCAUGGACAUCCAGUGUCCUGAACCUGAACCUGAACCACAGACUGCCAUCAUCCCAGAAAAGGUGCCUUCUAUGAAGGAUUCCAAAAUGGAGCUCAAGCCAGUGCAGCUUAAAGAAGCUGAUAUAAUUGCGAAUGUCGACCUGUACGAAUGCCUGGUGUGCGGGCGAGGGGACGAUGAAGCUAAACUGCUCCUGUGCGAUGGCUGUGACGACAGCUACCACACCUUCUGCCUCAUUCCACCCCUGCAGGAUGUCCCUAAGGGUGACUGGAGGUGCCCUAAGUGUGUUGCUCAGGUGAUGGGCUGGUGCAGUGGGAGUGAUGGCAUAAUCCCUAGCAACAGCUCUUACGAAUGUAGCAAACCUCAGGAGGCAUUUGGAUUUGAACAGGCAAAGAGGGUGUACACCUUGCGCAGUUUCGGAGAGAUGGCGGAUGUAUUUAAAUCGGACUACUUCAACAUGCCUGUUCACAUGGUGCCUACCGAACUUGUGGAGAAAGAGUUCUGGAGGCUGGUCAGCUGCAUUGAGGAGGACGUGAGUGUGGAGUAUGGGGCCGACGUGCAGGCCAAGGAGUACGGCAGCGGUUUUCCUGUUAAGAAUGGGAAAAAGAAAUUAUCCAAGGAGGAGGAGGAGUACACCAGCAGCGGGUGGAACCUCAACAACAUGCCAGUCUUGCCCCAGUCAUUGCUGGGUCACAUCGACGGGGACAUAUCUGGCAUGAAGGUGCCCUGGCUGUAUGUGGGCAUGUGUUUCUCUUCCUUCUGCUGGCACAUCGAGGACCACUGGAGCUACUCCAUUAACUAUUUGCACUGGGGAGAGCCAAAGACAUGGUAUGGUGUUCCUGCGUAUGCUGCCGAGUCACUGGAAAAUGUUAUGAGGACCUUGGCUCCAGAGCUCUUUCUGGCACAGCCUGACUUGCUGCAUCAGUUGGUCACGAUUAUGAAUCCCAACAUACUAAUGGCCCACGAUGUUCCCGUGGUGAGGACCAAUCAGUGUCCCGGAGAGUUUGUGGUGACCUUCCCACGGGCCUACCACAGCGGAUUUAACCAAGGGUACAAUUUUGCAGAGGCCGUGAAUUUCUGCACUGCAGACUGGCUUCCGAUGGGCCGCCGGUGUGUGGAGCAUUAUCGCCUGAUGCGGAGGUACUGCGUGUUCUCGCACGAGGAGCUGCUCUGCAGGAUGGCGUGUGAGACAGAGGGCCUGGCGCUGCCAAUGGCAUCGGCGAUUGGCCGCGAGCUCGAGAUUGCCAUUGACGAGGAGCGGAAGUUGCGCAGGGAGGCCUGGGAAAUGGGUGUGAGCAAGUCGGAGCCGUUUGAGUUUGAGUUGUUGGCGGAUGAUGAGCGGCAGUGCCACUUUUGCAAGACGACCUGCUACCUGUCUGCUAUCGCGUGCCCCUGCUGCCCAGGCCGCCUGGUGUGCCUCUAUCACAUCCGUGACCUCUGCCGUUGUCCCACACAGCACAAGAUACUCAGGUACAGAUAUACACUGGACGAACUGCCCCCAAUGCUGCACAAGCUGAAGUCUCGAGCAGAGAUAUUUGAUGCUUGGGCCGAAAAAGUGAGGAGAGCAUUGGAAGAGGAAAAUGGCAAGAAGUCUGAUUUGUCGGCGUUGAAGGCACUGCUGGAGGAGUCUGAGACGCACGACUUCCCCGAAAGCAGCUUACGGCAGAACCUUAUGCUUCUCGUACUUGAGGCAGACCAAUGUGCCUCAAUGGCACAGGACCUGAUGAACAGUCGCAACUGUGUCCGAGACAAGAGUGGUGCAACUGAAGAGCAAGUGAUGCUGAGCUUGGAAGAGUUCAAAACAUUUGUGAAUCGUUUGGAAAAACUUCCCUGCACUGUCAACUAUAUGAAUGAAAUAAAGGAGCUGCUGGAGAGAGUGGAAGGCUUCAGGGAUGCUGUGCAGCUGCUGUUGGUGGCAGAGGACAAACCAGAUUUGGUGCGGAUGCAAGAGUUGCUCAAGGAGGCUGAACACUUGGCUCCUGUUCAUCUUCCCGAGAAAGAGCAGCUGGAACAGAGGGUGCAGAGGGAGCGCUGGCUUGAAGAGGUGCACACUGCACUGGCCUCUUCACUGUCCAGCCAAGACCAGGGGCUUUCUGAGAAAGAAGCGAUGGGUGGAGGCGUUAGCUGCCUGAACAUAGAGGUGCUUCGCAGGUUGAUAGACAGUGCCAUGCCACUGGGAGCUGAACCUGUCAUGGAUCAAGCUGUGGCUGAGCUGCAGGAAAUUCUGACCGUGGCAGAGAGUUGGGAGGAUCGGGCCCGUGCUUGCCUGCAGGCCAGGCCUAGGAUGGUGAGAAGUACCCUUGAGUCCAUUGUUGCUGAGGCUCAUGGGGUACCAGUUCAUCUGCCAACUGUGCAAGCACUGAAGGUCUCCUUACAGCAAGCUGACGAUUGGACUGCUGACCUGGAAAAGAUCCAGGCAGGAGAUCACUAUCCAUACUGCAGCGUGCUGGAGAGGAUGGUAUCGCAAGGCCGCUGCAUUCCUGUGCAGCUUGAUGCAUUGUCCCAGUUGGAGGGGUGGCUGGAGGCUGCCAGCAUUUGGCAGAGACGUGCUGCAAGGACCUUUCUUAGGAGAAACUCCUGCUGUACCCUCCUAGAGGUGCUGAACCCAAAGACUUGUGCUGGUGAUGCGGAGAAAGGGAACGAGUGCGGUGACAACAAAAGAACUCCGUCCCAAGGGACUGACCCUUCUUUUGUGGAUACGUACAGGUCCGCAGAGCGCGAGGAGGUGGAGGCCAUGCGGCGAAUGCGCGAGGCCAGUCGCGCUAGCGGGCCUCCACCAGAGGGGGGCACCACGACGCCAUGUGGCGCGUGUGGCCACGGUGAUGCCGGGCUGGUGAGGCAGUGCCACCAGUGCCGGGCACCCUGCCACCACGGCUGUGUGGCACCGACUCACCGCCGAGCCGGUGCCAGGGCGCUGUGCACUCGCUGUGUUCGAUCCAAGCGGCCGCAAAUGGCCACUGUACUGAACCUCCUGGUUGGUCUACAGGGCCUGCCCGUCAGGCUGCCAGAAGGAGAGGCCCUGCAGUGCCUGGCAGAGCGUGCGAUGGGCUGGCAGGACCGGGUGCAUCAAGCCCUGUCCCAGGGGGAGGUUGUGCGGGCCCUUGAAAAACUCAAGUCCCAGCCCUCUUCCCAUAAAGUGGCACACAACACCAAGUCCAGAACCACCAUCGGGCAGAAGGAAAACCCAAACAAUGGAUCGUGUGGAACUCUCGCUAACGUUUCUUCUGAACACGGAGGGAAUGAUGAUCCCACCUAUGACCUUCAGCCUUUGACUUCUACCUCCUGCACUGAGCUUGCCCAGUCUUCAGUGUGCAGCAGCCAAAGUUCCAGGUCGCAGCAGCAGUUUCAUUCGCUGUUGCUCCCUCCCACUAUUCUGGCACAACUUGAGGACCUGCUCAUGCAGGGAGAUCUGAUUGAAGUGUCUCUGCAAGAGACGCGGCUUCUUUGGAGGUUACUGUCAUCACCCUCGUCUUCCGCUGACCAGGACAGAGAGCAUGAGAAUGAAGCACUUAAUACCGAGGGGGAGUACAGAGAUGACAAAACAUGCAAGAGGAAACCGGAGUCGGAGGAAGUCUGCAAAGAGGAAAGGAAUGCCGCAGACCGUCCCGCUGACGGUCGCAAACGCACAAAAGUGGAGAAGGAUGAAGGGGCAGACUCCGGCGCGGAGUUUUCCGCUGCGUCGAGCGAGCACGAAGCGCAGAGUCCCAGUUCCAGGGAGGGGGAAGAGCGGCCGGGUGGAGGAGUGAGGUUUCGGGAGAUAGGUGACAAACUGGAGCGAGCCCGCGGUGGUGCGGCAGGGGCUGUCGUUGUGGGCUUGGAAAAUGUGGCAGAAAGCAAAGGGCGACCUCAAGAUGAGGUGUGAAGAUUUUGUCGUGCUUCUCCAGUAGGUUUUUUUUUUCUUUCUAAUAUGUACAUUAGCUGUAGCAUACGAUUUAAAACGUCAUACAAUAUAGGUGUAUAGGUUUGCGUCAUGUAUAUAAUGCAUGUGUGUGUAGUGCAUGUGUGCGCAUAUGCGCAUGCGUGCAUGUUUGCAGGAAUUGAAGUUGUCAUGGUCAUUUUACAAUGUUUUGCUGUAUUCCUUUUUAGUCCGAAUUUUGCCAUACAUUGUGCAUUAUCAUAACCCAUAAGGUGGCAAUUGGAAGCUCAGUUGAAGCUUCUUCCUUAAGCAUUGCUAUCAAUCUCCAGUUCUCCACCCCUUCUAUCCCCUAGUACUUUAACCCCAACAUGGGUGAAGUUAUUGCAGCUCUCCUCCGCUGAGCAUGGUUUAAGAGUUUAAAUAUUAACUUAGUGCUGGUUUCAUAGUCAAAACAGGCCAACGUUUUUUUUCUCAUUCUAUAAAUCUAGGUGACAUUCCACCCAUAUAAUUAUUACAGAGUUGUGCAAUGAAAUACCUACCUUUUUUAAAAUACGUAAAUAUGGAUACCACACGAGUACAUGUAAAAUGCUGUUGCCUUUGUCAGGUGGAAUUGGCCCGGGUGCGGCGGUAAAAUGUGGCAGCACGAUUUCGCCUGGCUUUAUGGAAGGGGGGUGGGGGGGACUUACCCAAACUACUGAUCCUGGAGGAUGCGGCUGUCACAUUGCCACAAGAUAAGAAGCCCUCGGUCUUGCUUUUACGGUCUGCUUUGCCGUUUGAUUUUCAGGGAGACAAAAGAAAAAACAAAACUGACCCAAAAUUCUCAUGACAAUAAUAACUGCGGUGUAGAUUUGCAAAGACAUGUUGGUGUGAAAAUGUUAACGGAGGCGGCUUCCUUGUGGUUGAGGUAACGGUGAACUUGUAAUGUGUCUUCUAUUUAAAUGUUUGAUUUUUUUUAAUGUACCUUCAUCCCUCAAAACAGGCAACCUAGUUGUGCUUGUGAAAGGCUCUAGUAAAUAAAUAACGAUACUCCUUAGUCUGAGUGGUUGAGAUAUCUAAAAGCCCAAAGCAUUACUGUGUUUGUAAUCUUCCAAAAAACAAUAAUAUGUACUGGUCUCCUUAGUAAUGAACUGUAAAGGUAGUUCAUCCUAAUUGGUAGUUCGUCCUAAUUGGUAGUUAGUCCUAAUUGGUAGUUCGUCCUAAUUGGUAGUUCGUCCUAAUUGGUAGUUCGUCCUAAUUGGUAGUUCGUCCUAAUUGGUAGUUUAUCCUAAUUAGUAGUUUAUCCUAAUGUAGACUGUCAAGAGCCCAAGGAGGGAGAACCCUUUUUUGUUCGUGAGCCCUCUGUAUUUAUCAGAAUAUUUUAUCUUCACUGCACUGUGGACUACAUACAAGUGGGCUAAUUAAAACAGGACGCAAACCGUCACAUGUGGAGGUACAUCACUUGCCCCUUUGGUGCUUUGUAGAAUUGUUGAUCCACACCGGUGUUGGAUCUUGCGCAAACUUGCUCAUAUGAUUUGGACUUGUUUAAAUGUUGGCUCUGCCAUUGGUGCAGUGAGAGAGGCUUAGUUUCCUUCCUCACCUUUAUAAUGCAGCUGAAUUAACUAAAGUGAAAGGACCUAUUUCACACGGCUAGUGUAAUGCCUGUUUGACUGUUUUGUUGUAAAAUAGAAAUGUCUGUAGAAACUUUUUUUCCCCCUCUUUGAGGUCAACGUUUAUAUAUAGUACAUUUUUUCAGACGUGCAGGUUUUCUAAAAAAACUAAAAAAAACUCUUUAAAAAAAGGUCUUCUAAUUGAACAUUUUACACAGUUUUCUAUAACUCUUGACAAGGAGAAUGCAAAUUUAUUUAGAGAAUUUUACAGCAGGUAUCUUGAAAUAUUUUUGAUUGUUUUUAUAUUUUUAAUUGAAUCCUUUACAUUUGGACAUACUGUACACACAUCACACCAGAUUAUCAGCAUUUGCCUCGAGCUGCUGUUUUUUUUUAACUCAAUCCUUUUCGUUUUUGUCCUUCCCUCCUCCCCAUGGUUGUACAUCUUCUUCUUAGUCGCAGUUGAUUCAAGCAUUAGAAUUUUAAGGCAAUAUUGUAAUUGUUUCUUGGUGCUCAAGGGGGUAAUAACUUAAUACUAUUGUCUUUGGGACUUUUUAUCAUUUAUUUUUGUCCAACUACAGAAAAAAAACACUUUUGCAGGUAAAAAAAGUAAGCAUUGGCACAAAUAAAUGUUGAUGUUCAGAACUGUGAACAAUGCAUAUGUAAUAAAAGUGGGACAAAGUAACCUCUUGGUUUGUAUCGUGUAUAUUGGGAAUUGUGAAAUUGUUUUGAUUGGCAUGUAACAUGUGCUCUAAGUUGACUAGCAGUUCCUGAAGACGUAUGUUUCAGAACUUUCAUUUUACUAUUAAAAUAAACGUACGUGUUGCAGAUUAUUUUUAUAGCAAUUGUUGAUGCUGUUGUACAUGUCAAAAGCAUAUAACAUGCUUAACGUUGACUUCAUGUUCUUGAGGACAACACAUGACUGUUGAGAAACAGAAACGAUGUUUCAUUGUUUUAUGCGGUUAGUUUACAUGUCGAAAGCAGCAGUACCCUUGCUUGGGCUGAUGCGAUUGACAUUGUAGUCGCUAGCAUGAGGGGCGUUUUGGUGCAUAAUAUUGUACAAAACUAUUGGUUCAACGUUCCAAGAGUAUAAAAGCGCUGCAGCAAAAGUAGACUUUGAUAUGUUCAGUUCAUAUUGACUUUGCCUGAUGUAGCCAAGUGGACUUCAUUGUCAUCGCCAAUAAUAAUUUAUUACACUUGUUUUACCCAGGAAAGCCUCAGUCUCAUGGUUUUAUCAGAGGGUCUUGCCAGUUUUUUUUGAAGUAGGGGCAAUGAUUUCUUUGAAUGCAAUGGAAUCAUUUGCAUUUAUUACACGAAGGCUUUAGCAACCAAUAUUCAUAAUAGUUUUUUUGGGGUUGGAUUGCGUGAAUGUUAAUAUAGCUUUUUUGUGUUAGAUCGCGUAAAUAUUUACGCGAUCUCUACCCAAGAAACCUAUCAUUUAAAUGUAAUUUUCAAAUUUC